CACUUGCAACCUGAUCAGCUCCAGCUCUCUCACUCAGAGCCUGUUUGGGAGCGGAGCUGAUCCAGCAAUGAUCUCUGGAGUUUGAGCAAACCAGGUAACAGGUGAAUCCGGGUCAUGCCACGGGGCAGCAGCUACCUGGGCUGCGCCAAGAUGGGAGAGGGCAGGUACGAGACGCCGCCGGCCUCCGAGCUGCAGAGGUUACUGUGGAUCAAGCCUGGCUCCAGCGGUCAUCUCGACGAGGUCAGACCGGGGAUCUACAUAGGAGACAUGUACGCGGCGAAAGACAAACAGCUGCUAAAGGGCCUGAAAAUCACUCACGUGCUGAAUGCGGCUCAUGGGAAAUACAACGUAAACACAGGGGCCAGUUACUAUAGAGACACCAACAUCAGCUACCACGGCGUGGAGGCCUUCGACAUGCCUUCGUUUGACCUGAGCCCCUUCUUCUACUCCGCUGCCAAGUUCAUUAAGGACGCACUGAGCAUCCCUGGAGGUAAGGUGUUCGUGCACUGUGCGAUGGGCCUGAGUCGCUCGUCCACGCUGGUGCUGGCGUACCUGAUGAUCCACGAGAACAUGACGCUGGUGGAGGCCAUCAAAGCCGUGGCAGAGAACAGGAACAUCUGCCCCAACACUGGAUUUAUGGAGCAGCUCCGCCAGCUGGACAAACAGCUGCACUACCAGGGCAGCGCCUCCUAGUGCUGGUCUUCUACACCAACCAGCCGUUUAUAACACCGGCCUCGCAGGCCGACGAUGUGGCGCUCUAGAUUAGACAGGGAAAGUCCCUGAUUGGCUGGAUGUAAAGUGUUCCUUCAAAAUAAAAGCGUCUAGUGUUA
Molecule: messenger RNA, 830 nt
Organism: Pygocentrus nattereri (red-bellied piranha)
Lineage: Eukaryota; Metazoa; Chordata; Actinopteri; Characiformes; Serrasalmidae
Product: dual specificity phosphatase DUPD1-like
Exons: 4
Coding region: 115-693 (192 amino acids)
Biological process (GO): negative regulation of MAPK cascade; protein dephosphorylation
Cellular component (GO): cytoplasm
Molecular function (GO): MAP kinase phosphatase activity; protein tyrosine/serine/threonine phosphatase activity
Source: RefSeq, a predicted model, not a curated record